UGUUCACAAACUUGCAUUUAAACAGCGCCUGUCUCUAUUUUACGGCUUCCUCGCUGCUUUCAGGUCUUAUUGUCACCAAGACCUUCUCUUGUCCCUUUCACGCUCUCCUGUCCAUUCUGCUCGCAGCGCCAAUUGUGUGAAAUCAGGUUCGGUGAGCGGGGCAGAAGACACUCGCUACCGCAUCAUCCGUCCGGUAGCUCUACUUGGUGUCACACAUGACAGAUCACUGUGACAGCAAAGUUGGGAUCAGGAAAAGAAAGGAUGGCGUUUAUACAAAGUUCAGAGGACGGUCUACCACCGAGGAAAAGAAUGGAGCCAGUGUCCCAGCCAACAGAUGCCAUGAGAGGGAAACAGAUGCCACAGGAGUAGAGAGAAUGGGCGACUGGGGGAGCUCGUGGGACACGGUGUCUGAUCCAAAGUUGUCAGGGGUGCUGAGGCCGCAGGUCGUACUGCAGAGAUUACGACUUCCACCCGGGAAACACAGGGUCUCUGCAAUGAACGGAAUUUCAAACCAAACAACAGGUCAAGAUUCUGAAUGUGGACGAGACUUCAGCCAGGCAUCCGGACAGUUGAGAGGCCAGGAUAGUCAAACCAGAGAGAAACGGUGGGAAUGUGGGGAAUGUGGGAAGGGAUUUGAUUACCCAUGCCUUCUGGAAAUUCAUUACCGCAGUCACACCGGGGAGAGGCCAUUCAUCUGCCCCGUGUGUGGGAAGGGAUUCCCGCAUUCAUCCCACCUGGGUAAGCAUCGCCGCGUUCACACCGGUCAGAGGCCAUUUACCUGCACUGUGUGUGGGAAAGGAUUCUCGGAUUCAUCCAGUUUGAGGAAGCAUCAACGUGUUCACACUGGGGAGAGGCCAUAUAUCUGCUCGACAUGUGGAAAAGGAUUCUCUCAGGCAACCAGCUUGAGGUACCACAAGCGAGUCCACACCAGGGAGCGGCCAUUUAUCUGCACUCUGUGUGGGAAAGAUUUCUCACACUCCUCCAACCUGUGGAACCAUAAGCGCAUUCACAUCGCUGAGAGGCCGUUUACCUGUUCUGUCUGUGGGAAAGGAUUCACUCAUUCCUCCAGUCUGAGAAGACAUCAGCAUGUUCACACUGGGGAGAAGCCAUUUGUCUGCUCUGUGUGUGGGAAGGGGUUCAGCCAAACAUCAAAUCUGAAGAAUCACAAACGUGUCCACACGGGGGAGAGGCCAUUUGUCUGCUCUGUGUGUGGGAAAGGAUUCUCUCAUUCCACCAACUUGAGGAAACACAAGCGAGUUCACUCUGUGGAGAAGCCGUUUGCCUGCUCCGUGUGUGGAGAGGGAUUCACUGAAUCUAACAAGCUAGUGACACACCAGCAAGUUCACUGCAAGGACAGGUCCUCCCCUGUAGAUAGGGGAAAGGAUUCUAUGGGUCAGACUUCAUAAGGACACACCAAGGAACCAUUUACCCACACCAAGUGCGGGUAGGAUCCACUCAGUCCGCUGCUCUGUGGAAUCACCAAUGUGUCCACAGGUCACUGCAGGAGCUGGAUUCCCCUGUUGCUCCUGAUAAUUAUAUCCAGGGCUGGAUACAGAUCAUUGUCCCAGUCUGAAUUGACUCUGCUGAUGUUUACAGCCAGUGUAACUGGGACUGUCCCUGCUGUUUCGGUGGGAGCGUACAGCAGGAUGGGGCUGACUGUCAAUACCACCAAGACAGAAGUGGUUUGCCAAUGGAAUACCAGUGUCCCACCCACUCUAUCUGCCUUCACUGUUGGUGAUGAAAAGCUGUCAGUAGUGCCAUCUUUCAAACAUCUGGGGAGCAUUCUCUCUGAGGAUAGCGGCAUUGACAACAUCCAGAGCCGCAGUAAACAGGCAUCUGCUGCCUUUGGCGUAGAGUCUUUCAAAACAGGAGCCUUCAUCCCAAACGUUCUGUGUCACCACCCUCCUUUAUAGCUGUGAAGCUUGGGUAAACUACAGCCGUCAUAUCAAGUCCUUGGAGUGCUUCCACAUAAGCUGCCUCCAGCGCAUUCUGGGAAUUACCUGGCGUGAGCAGGUGCCUCGCACUGAAAUACUUGUAAAGACCAACUGCAGGAGUAUUGAGGCCAUGAUCACCCAGCGUCAGCUGCAGUGGCUGGGGCACAUAAUAAAGAUGCCCCCAUGUCAGCUGCCCCGCAGAGUGUUAUACGGCCAGCUACAUCAUGGUUGACGCUCAGCUGGAAGGCCGAAGAAGCGCUAUAAGGAUCAGAUGAAGAAUGCUUUAAGGAAGUGCAAGAUCAGACCCAAGGACCUGGAGGAUGUUGCUGCUGACCGUACCACUUGGCGACAGCGGUGUAGGGACAGGGUUCAUAUUCUGGAGAUGGAAAGAACAACCAAAAGACAGCAGAAGAGAGCCAGGAGAAAUGCAGCCAUGGUUGCCACCACUACCACAUAUACAUGUCCCACCUGCAAUAGAGCUUGUGGGUCCAGGAUAGGACUGUAUAGUCAUCAAAGAUCUCACCGUUAAAGGAGUGGACGUCGUCAUCGGAUUUUGAUCGACAACCUAAGAGAAAGAAAGAAGAAACUGGGAUAGACUUUUUACCUUCUUGGUAACAAUGAUUAAAUGUCUUGAAAACGUGCUUUGUCUAUUUAAUGGCUGGUGUUGUAGCUCUCCAGAAUAUUGAUAUAUUUUAUGGCUUUUAUUGAAGAUUACUACUGGACAGAAGCUAUUAAAGUUUCAGUUGGAAACACCAUCUGAACUGGGAAGAGAAAUAUAGUAGCUUGUUUAAAUUGCAGGGAUAGUUGGGGAGGGAUGGACAUGACGAAAGGAACAACCGUAAGAGGCUGCCAUGGGGAUCAGGGUCUCCUGGUGCGUUUGCUGAUGGACACAGUUGGAAGUUUAUAAUACAAACGCAGGUUGAAAAUGACUAUUUGGCCCAUCAAUGAUCCUGAUAGUUAUGUCCUGGAAUUAUUUCUGAUUUGUGUUGUCUUGGAAUCUUAAAUGUCUUUACCAAUAAAGGACAUAUCAACCUCUGUAUAAAUGUACCCAGAUGACUUGACCUCCUCGGCCACCUGUGGCAACGAUUCCACAGAUUCGCCACUCUGUGGCUAAAGUCCUCCUCAUCUGUUCUGAAGGGGCAUCCUUGUUUUCUGAGGCGGUGCUCUCUGCUCCUAGACUCUCCCACGACUGAAAACAUCCUGUCCAUGACCAGUCUCU
Messenger RNA from Mobula hypostoma (lesser devil ray), 3153 nucleotides. Its product is annotated as zinc finger protein 239-like. The coding region runs from base 216 to 1406 and encodes 396 amino acids. Gene Ontology annotation, biological process: regulation of transcription by RNA polymerase II; urogenital system development; embryo development. Lineage: Eukaryota; Metazoa; Chordata; Chondrichthyes; Myliobatiformes; Myliobatidae. The record is from RefSeq and is a predicted model, not a curated record. Gene Ontology annotation, molecular function: DNA-binding transcription factor activity, RNA polymerase II-specific; RNA polymerase II cis-regulatory region sequence-specific DNA binding. The transcript has 4 exons. Gene Ontology annotation, cellular component: nucleus.